Molecule: messenger RNA, 1539 nt
Organism: Kluyveromyces marxianus DMKU3-1042
Lineage: Eukaryota; Fungi; Ascomycota; Saccharomycetes; Saccharomycetales; Saccharomycetaceae
Gene: FMP42
Product: Fmp42p
Exons: 1
Coding region: 1-1539 (512 amino acids)
Cellular component (GO): fungal-type vacuole membrane
Source: RefSeq, a predicted model, not a curated record
AUGACUGUAAAAACUGUUGGAGGUUUCGAUAUACGUAUCGUACAGGUUCUAUGUGCCAUUAUCUGGUGUUUUCUUUCUGCUGGAUUGAUCUUUGGUUUUGCAGCGUUAAAACCCGUUCUUGUUGACCAACAUGUGUAUGAAGAACUAUGUUAUAAAGAUGGAUUGGCUGCAAAUAUUCCAUGUACAGAACAAGAUUUGAAGCUUAAUAGAAUGUUCACCAUUGGUGCAGUUGUUACAAAUUCAAUUGCAUUCCCAGUUGGUUGGGUGUUGGAUCAUUAUGGUCCUAGAGUCUGUGGUCUUAUCGGAUCUUUAUUCCUAUUUCUAGGGUCUGGAUGCUACAUUGCUACCAAGCACUUGACAUUUUUGGACCCUUACUUGUAUGGGUACAUUCUUCUUGCUAUCGGGGGUCCAUUUGUGUUCAUUUCCUCUUUUCAAUUAGCAAAUACAUUCCCUAAAUAUUCGGGUUCCAUCCUUGCUGUCAUUACAGGGGCAUUCGACUGUUCCUCAGCCUUAUUCCUAUUCUACAGACUCUACUAUCAAAAGGUUGAUUCUGGACUAAACUUGAAGAGGUUCUUUAGCCUUUAUUUGAUUGUGCCUACCUUCAUUACAUUCUGCCAAUUAACUUUUAUGCCCUCAAAGUCUUACAAAACCUUAGGAGCAGUUCACAAAUUAGAGAUUGAAGGAUUGGAUGAGGAUGGUAACCUUCCAGAAGGCCAAGACGCUUCUUUAAUUAUUCCAGAUGAAGGAGAACGUGAAUCUUUACUCUCUGGAUCGGCUCCUUUGAUACAGCCAGUUCUUUCGCAUGGAUCAAGAAGAAAGAGUGUGUUAGAGAACUACGUGGAAGCUAAAUUGGAAAAGAAAACACAUGGUGUUUUUGGUGUGCUUCAUGACGAGACGGCUUUGAAUCAAAUCAAGUCGUACUGGUUUAUAUUAAUGUUGCUAUUCACGGUAAUUACGAUGCUGAGGAUCAAUUACUUCGUCGCAACGGUUAGAUCUCAAGAAGAAUACUUGCUCCAGGAUCCUUCUCUAGCCGCAACAAUCAACUCUAUCUUUGAUGUAGCUUUACCAUUAGGUGGUGUUAUAGCAAUUCCGCUAGUUGGUAUUUUGCUAGAUAGGGUUGAAACUUAUUCAGUCCUUUUCUUGGCAACAUGUUUAUCCAUUAUUAUCGGUAUUUUCGGUUUAAUUCCUGCAUUUGUGCCAAAUUUGAUCGGUAUCUUUAUUCUAGUCGUUUUCAGGCCAUUUUACUAUACUGUGGUUUCAGAUUACUGCUCUAAGAUUUUUGGAUUCGAAACGUUCGGGACAGUUUACGGAUUAAUGAUUUGCAUUGCUGGGUUUAUGAAUCUUUCCCAAACUUACUUGGACAAACUUACCCAUACUACUUUCAAAAUGAACCCAACACCAGUAAAUAUUUGUUUAUUGUCGGCUACGAUAAUCAUUUCAGUGACACUACUACUGUAUAUUAGAUUCCAAACCAAGAAAAGAGCAAAGCUAAUGGAAGAGAUCCAAAAUUCUUCAACUUCUCCGUAUAGUUCUACGUAA